This is a messenger RNA of Gigantopelta aegis, 7994 nucleotides long. Its product is annotated as TBC1 domain family member 12-like. The record is from RefSeq and is a predicted model, not a curated record. The coding region runs from base 212 to 2749 and encodes 845 amino acids. The transcript has 12 exons. NCBI's taxonomy places the organism in Eukaryota, Metazoa, Mollusca, Gastropoda, Neomphalida, Peltospiridae.
AUGAGAGCUGUUGAAAAAUGUUCAAUCUGUGGUUUUGAACUGUAUCAACGCCCCGUUGGGACAUAUUUGUUACAGAUGAUGUAGAUACGGUAACUUGUUAUUUUUCUGGCUAAUGAUUGUUGUCGGAAGACAAAAUGAACUCCCAGUCUGCAGAAUUAUUUCAGAUUGGUUUGCACCUUGGAUGCGAUGCACGACAUUUGUGUCUUGAGGAAUGUCAACAAUGGGAAAGUCCACCGUGCGCUUGUCGGAAAGAAUGACAUUAGGAGUUAUGUGUGAAGAUCUCGAUGAUACGGCGCUUUCCGAGAUGCGUGAAACAAAGUGUGAAAAUGAAAACGACAUCAGAACAAUAAAUUUGUUUGAACAUUUUGAAGAUGUUGAUGCUUUGAAGUCUCGGGUGCAAAAUGCGAUGACAGGCACGGCGUCACGCGAGCAAGUAACAGAUACCGAAACCAUCAACAUAGGUGAUGGUGAUCAGGAAAACACUUUGAAGAGCACCUCAAAUUGUAAUGGCGAUGAAGUAAACCAUUUGCAAUGUUCUCAGACUCACUGUGAUAGAACAGACUGUAAUGAAGAUCCCGACAGAGCUGGGACAUGGGUUCAAACCCCUCUGUCUGAUAGAAUAGUCAGUGAUAGUGGUGAAACUUUGGAUACUCAAACAAUGGUAAAAUAUAAAAAUGGCAAUUACUCUAGCUGUUCAAAAAUACCAAGUGGCAUAAAGUCAGGAUUAGUGAUGUCGCCAAUAACUUUAACACAAGAUAUGCCAGUUUCUGUUGCUAAUAGCAACCGGUUUUCUAGAGUUUUGGAGAAUAUGCCACUGCCGUUAAUAUAUAUUCCAACAACUAAACAGUUAGUUUCUGGUCAGAACAAUGCAGAUAACUGCAAUCAGAACUGUGUUGGUUUAGACAGUGGUGUAUGUAUAGAUGAAGCAAAUGGUACUGCUGAUUGUGUGAUGGGGUUAGUUUGUAAUGGAUCUGAUAUCGAUGAUUUGACACAGAAUAUCUCUAAUAUUAACUUUAAUUCAACAUUUGGCAACGGAAAAUGUGAAUCGACUAAAGGUGAAACUACCUGUAAAUCACUGGAUGUUGAUACCCGGACAUGUAAAGACCCAGAUCAGCUCACUUUACACAGUGUUGACUGUCUUAUUCCGCAGCCUGGGGAACGUCUUUACACAGAUGUUUCCAGCCUGUCAAGUGUCAGCACCAAUACAGACUUUUCUGUGUCAGCAGCGUCUUUGGGAGAGGAGUAUUCAGAGGCAAAAAGCAUGUCGUAUGAAACAGAAGAAGCUGGUUUUAGUGACAUAAAUUUAUACUCGAGAAACUCGUACGAACGCACUGAAAACAUGUCUCAAGAGAAUAGUGCAGAUGAUAAGGGUGCCAAGCCAAAGAAAGGAGGAAUUUCCAGCUUUCUUUCCAGAAACAUAUUUUCACGGAAACCCAAAGAAGUGGUGGUAUCAGAGAGUGCCCCGGGCUGGAAACUGUUCGGACGGAUUCCCCCGAAGUCGGUUCCGACAAAGGACGCUCAGCAGAUCUCAGAGGAGUACCAGGCGAGGAGACGUGCCACGCAGCAGGCGAGCGCCCACGCCAAGAAACAAGACAUCGAGGUCCUGUCCACCACCGGACUCAUCCCCGAAAACAGACCCAUGAACCUCCCAUCGAAAGCACCAGAAGAGGCAGCAAAACAUCGGCUGGAGUAUGAGGCCAUUGUCGAAAGUGUCAAGAGAAAAGAACAACGAGAAAUGCGUCAGAAGAAGAAACAGCGUCAGAAGCAGCUAAAACAGGAGGACUUGAUGGUUGCGGCGGCGUCCACCUGGAACAAUGACAUCCUACCCAACUGGGAGGCCUUGCAUAAUACGAAGAAAACUCGUGAUCUAUGGUGGCUUGGUCUGCCGCCCAAUGUCCGUGGCAAAGUGUGGAAGCUAGCCAUUGGUAACGAACUGAACAUUACUCCAGAACUGUAUGAGAUUUGUCACAGUCGAGCAAUUGAUCGGAUUAGACUGACUCAAUCAGAGGAUUCAUCAUCAGCGGCUGAAGUAUCGUCCGAACCUCCGUCCUGCAAAGAGAACAGUGUCCAGUUGAUAAAACUUGAUGUAGCCAGAACAUUCCCACAACUCUGUAUAUUUCAAAAGGGUGGUCCCUACUAUGAUUUACUACACAGUUUGUUAGGAGCUUAUGCUUGUUACAGGCCUGAUGUCGGAUACGUCCAGGGUAUGUCUUUUAUCUCCGCCAUAUUACUGCUCAACAUGGAUGUUGCGGAUGCGUUUGUGUGUUUUGCCAACCUGCUCAACCGGCCAUGCCAAGUGACGUUUUUCCGCAUGGAUGAAGAUACGAUGAAGGCAUAUUACGACACGUUUGAGGAGUUCCUCAAGGAGAACCUGGUCCACCUGUGGGAUCACUUCGUGGAGCAAAACCUCACUCCCAACCUGUACCUCGUCGACUGGAUAUUUUUGUUGUACAGCAAGUCAUUACCAUUAGACAUUGCGUGUCGGGUUUGGGACAUUUUCUGUCGAGACGGAGAAGAAUUUCUAUUCAGGACAGCUAUAGGUAUUUUGAAAACGUAUGAGUCUGUUUUAAUGACUCUGGACUUCAUUCACAUGGCCAAGUUCCUGACGAAGCUGCCAGAAAACAUCUGCUCGAACUCUCUGUUCACGAACAUUCAGACCAUACGAAUGGUGAUUGACAAGAAACGCUUUGUCCAGGUGCUCUCAACGCACAAGGACAACGUGAGCCGGGACAAGGACAGCUUGUCAUGAAACGUGUUGCCAGAUUACAAACAAAUACUCUGUCCACCAUCGCUCAGCACUUCAGGGUAGCUUGGUGUCAGAUCGGGACCGAUCUGUGAUACUCAGAAAUACUUUGUCAGUUUCUCUCAACACACGUAGAUUGAUUGUCAUCAGACUGACGUUACUGUGUGCAAAGGUUUUCACAGAAAUGUUUUAUUACAUUUUCCUCAGUACACAAACAAACAGUGUCGAGAAGUUGAUGCUAAUGUGUGCUGAAUUAUUCAGAAAGAAGUGUUUCAUCAAGUUGAUGCCAUUAUGUGCCGAAAACUUUCAGAAGAAAUAGGUUAUCAAGUUCAGAUUUUCUCCCGAACUAUUCUGAAAGAAUGCUUUGUCCUGGUUGUGUUGCUGUGGAGUCCACUGUGUGUAGAGCAGUCUGUGAAGUUUAUAUCAUUGUUUUCAUGAGGACAGAACAAAAAAAUACUGUCAUCAGGUUUUUCUCGUGAACAAACGCUUUCAUUUGGUGAGCUUUCCUCAGUCACAAAGCCAGUACUGUAACAUGGUUGACUGCAUUCUGUGAAGUCGGACAUUUGAGUAUCUGGCAACAAUACCUGGCAGUGAGGCAUUAUGGGUAAAUUAGUGUCGCCACUGCCACCAUACAGCUCAUAACGAUGUACAUUCCAGAGUGCACACUUUCUUCAAGUUUGUCACAGUGUCUGGUCUAAGCCCUCUGCUAUAAUACUGACUCUAGGGCAGUUUGAGAUCAUGUAUACUUUUCUGUUUAUGUCUGAGGGUAGAUAAGAGUGCUGAUACAUAUUGUGUUACCUGUGGCUUGUAUUAUUGUUUUGUCUUGCACUCUUUGUUUGAUGUGAGUUAAAUGUUUUUCUGUCUUCAUUUAACUGACACAUGCACUAUCCAAAACAUUGUAGUCAGGUUUAAAACAUGGCAGUUGUCAUGGAAUAUAUUAUGCAUGUACAUGUCAAACAAGAAACAAAUAUUUAAUAGCUAGUGCUUUUCCUUGAACUUGUCUACUUAAAAGUAAAUUAAAAAACCCCAAAAACUAUCAGUUUGAUAAAAUUCCUCUAACUAGGUUUAAUCGGAAUAAAAUAUGGUGAAACUAAAAGAAAUGCAAAUAUAAUUAUCAGUUAUACCAUUAGAUGUAGUUUUUUAAGAAGGGAUUAACACUCAGAAGAUUUACGGGUUGAUGUAACGUGUAUCAUUUCACAGAAUGGGGUGUUUGUAAUCCAGCAAACAUAUUCUAAUUAUAAACUGGUGAUAAGUCUGAUUUGUGAUUCUCUUCAUUAUUGUUAGCAGUGUGGCCAAUUCUCUGAGACACAGUGUGUCAUUGUGUAUCAUUGUUAAGUGGCAGGGGUGGUAGUAAUAGGAUUGAUCAUAGGAACAUGACAGACCCCAAACUUUACACUGUACCAACUAUCAGUACAACUUUUAAAAUCAUCUAAAACAAUUGCUUUCCUUUAUGGUCACAAGAAUGACAUGUUUGUUCAUUAACUUGGAGGAUGAGGGUUCACUGAAGACGUUGGUAAGCCAGAUAAUCAGGAAAGUUUCUUUUGAACAAACAGAAGUCGAGCUAACACUGAACAAAAGUGCCUUUUAUAGUUUUUUCACAAGAUCCAACAUUUUUCAUCUGAUGUGAAGCAUAAUUUAAAAAUAUAUAAUUUUCACAUUGCAUGAAAUAUAAUGUGAAUGUUUGUUGUUCUUGAGAGACUUACAAAACAGGACUAUGUUAGUUAUUACAGUAUAAGACUCGACAAUAAAGUCAACUAACCUCCAGUAGUGGGUUUCUAAAAGUCUGGAAUUAGGUCAGCUGAAGGGACGGGAUGUAUAGUGUAGAACAGUUGUAAAUAAUUGGCCUGAUGUGCAAAUAAAGUAGGAUCGAUCCCUGUCGGUGGACACAUUUGGCUAUUUCCCCAUACCGUAACAAAGGCCAUGGUAUGUGCAAUCCCAUCUGUGGGAUGGUGCAUAUUAAACAUGUUGCUGCUAACCAACACAAGUAGCCCUUGGAGUGGCACUGGGAUCCUGUCUCUCUAUUUGUGUGGUCUAACAACAGUUCAGCGUUAUGUCACCAUUAAUAGUGUUUAGAGUAUCAUUAAAUUAAACAUUUCACUCUCUAUCUCUUCAAACUCACUAUGAGUUGGAGCCGGUACUCUGAUACGAACUGAGUACCUGCCAGACAACAAGUCAUGGCAUAACCACCAGACUAACAAGGCUGGUAGUUCUGUAUGAGAUCAUCAUUUAGUAUGUGUUGUACAAAUCUACAGUGUGAGACAUAUUGAUUUCUAUUACUGUGGCAGCAGGGCGCCAACAAUCAAAGUUGCUACAGCUUGAUACCAGUGGUUUACUUAUAGAUUCAGCUCAAACAUUCAGAUCGCUUAAAGUGAUAGUUCACUAAUACCUGCUUGUAGAUACAGCUCAAACAUACAGGUCGUUUAAAGUGAUAGUUCAUAACAUUCAUACAACACUAAUACCUACUUGUAGAUUCAGCUCAAACGUACAGGUCGUUUAAAGUGAUAGUUCAUAACAUUCAUACAACACUAAUGCCUACUUGUAGAUACUGCUCAAACAUACAGGUCGUUUUAAGUGAUAGUUCAUGACAUUCAUACAACACUAAUGCCUGCUUGUAGAUUCGGCUGAAACAUACAGGUCGUUUAAAGUGAUAGUUCAUAACAUUCAUACAACACUAAUGCCUACUUGUAGAUACUGCUCAAACAUACAGGUCGUUUUAAGUGAUAGUUCAUGACAUUCAUACAACACUAAUGCCUGCUUGUAGAUUCGGCUGAAACAUACAGGUCGUUUAAAGUGAUAGUUCAUAACAUUCAUACAACACUAAUGCCUACUUGUAGAUACUGCUCAAACAUACAGGUCGUUUAAAGUGAUAGUUCAUAACAUUCAUACAACACUAAUGCCUGCUUGUAGAUUCGACUGAAACAUACAGGUCGUUUAAAGUGAUAGUUCAUAACAUUCAUACAACACUAAUGCCUACUUGUAGAUACUGCUCAAACAUACAGGUCGUUUUAAGUGAUAGUUCAUGACAUUCAUACAACACUAAUGCCUGCUUGUAGAUUCGGCUCAAGUUGUUACUGCUGUUCAUAUAAAUAUAUGUACAAUAGGAACAUCUUUUCGAAUCGGCUCAAACUUAAAAUGGUUGUCAUUCAUGUACCAGCAUCUAACACACACGUUUUGUAGCUCUAGUUCACAAUGAAUUGUUUGGUUUUAAUUUUACAUAUAUUCAUUAUGGAAUACAGGCAGGGUGUACACAUGGUAAUUAUACAGGCUACUAAUUAAACCUAUUCUGAGAGCUCUAACGUCAAACGAGGGAUUUCCAAAGAAAUAUACAUCAUAACAUGUUUGUCAUUCAUCCAAAACCAGUGUUAUGUUAAUUAAUGAGAGAUCUGCAAGACCUCACAAAAUGUUUGCUAGUCUGGCUUUUACACUGAUCAUUACUUUAGUGUAAUAGGGCAUGACACUAGUGAAAUUGCUCACAAGCACUUGCUGAUAGACCUAAAACAGGAACGAGUCAGCACUCUCAGUAAAACCUAAAAAGCUUUGGUAAUAAAUGUGAUAGGGCAGGAACAAGUCAAAUUGUUCACAGGCACUUGCAAUAAAGGCUAAAGAGUUCUGUUAGUAAUAUAUAGAGGUCUUUUGUGCACAGAGCCUGGUUUUGAUUUCAUGUUUUAUUAGCAUUCAUUAGUAUGCAGUUCUGUCGUGUGCGCACCUCAGCUGUGUGGGCUUUCUGACCAGGACAAAGGUUAUCAUUAGUUGUUGGUGAUCGGUGUUGUACUAGUAGUCUUACACCUCACUCACCUCAUGGUACCUUGCUUUUAAUUUGAGCCCGUACUAGGAUGAGAACCCUGUACCUACUGGGUGCAGGAUCUUGCACAAAUCAUCAUUCUGUUCACACGUCGGGUAUGCAAAGUAAAAUCCACAUGAACCGGCAAUCGGUUACAUGAUAAACCAUUACAUGGUCAGAAAGUCACUGUCAAAGAAACCGUCUAAUGAUUUGUCAUGAAAUAUCUUAUAUUGUUUAAACUUACAAUAAAUAUCAACUGCAUAUACUUCCAUUAAAAUGUACAUUCAAUUAAAUUUUGAGGUAAUUGAUUAGGUUACACCAAUUCAACUGGUGUAUCCGACUAACCAGUUACCUGAGUAAAAAUCAUGUGAACCAACUAUUGGAUAGCUAAGAUUUCAAAUAUGGUCCUCCCCUUAAGUCUGAUGGCGCUAACCACAAUGCUAACGGGGCUGAUGGACCUAGAUGGCACUGGUUGUCAUUUAUGGAUGAUUAUAUUGUAUUCACUUGUUAUUUGUGAUUUUUAUAUUUGAUAAAGUUCAAUUAAUAAAUUACACUGCUCAUAUCAAUAACACCUCAGCCUGCUCAAGUUAGUCUACAGAUUGAGAUUUACACAACUGCACGAAACACGAUUUAUGGUGAAAGCGUUUUGAUAAAACACCACUGACUGUGCCUGAGGAUGUGUAUCUUUGUAUGUUUAUUGAUGCACAAUUUAUACCACUAAAACAAGAUUAACGCUUAUUGUGAAUAAACAAAACCAAAAUAAUCGGAGAAAAACCCCUUAUAAAACACAAAUUUAAAAUAACCAAAUAACCUUAUUGUCAUACAAAUUGUUUAUGUCCAUAACACCAUUCACUCUUUCCGUGUAUUCAAAACUUUGUUCUGGUGCAGAGAACCUUGUUCCUAAAGAUUUCGAAGAGGUGAAAACGAGUUUGUGAACCGGUUCUCAUUCUGAAAUCCCACACCACCAGGUAGUGUGAUGUGAACCGGUUCUCAUUCUGAAAUCCCACGCCACCAGUUGGUGUGAUGCGAACCGGUUCUCAUUCUGAAAUCCCACGCCACCAGGUGGUGUGAUGCGAACAGGUUCUCGGCCAUUUACAAAGGCAGUUUCAAAUACACAGCUUGAGUGUUACAUAAUGAUUAAAAAGCCCUUGAAGAGUUUUGAACAUUAAAGGCACAUUCACACUUUGUAACUCAGUACUGAUUAGUAGAGCAUUCUAUUGCUGCAUGCCCCACAGUAGUUGUAGAGAAUAAAACAUGUUGACUAAUAUUACCUGGCAAGAAAUCGUCAUCAGUUGUGGCCAACAAAACUGGUCAGUCUGUAACAGCUGCUGCCCUACAAACUUUGAGGUGUAAUUUUGUCUUAAAGGGACAUACCCUAGUUUUUAAACACUAAGGCACACUUUUUUUUUUACUGUUAUUGCCGUUUUUUGUAACUGAAAUCAUACUUUACUUAGAUUUUAUGGUUUAGUG